UGACAAACACCAGGACAACUGCCUUUUCAUAAGCCUUGUUUACAGACUAAUCAAGAUGGUCGUUCUCGCAGCGUCAAUCUGCACCCGCGGGGGGAAGGCGAUUGUCUCACGCCAGUUCCGUGAGAUGCAGCGCUCAAGAGUGGAAGCCCUGCUUGCGGGAUUCCCAAAGCUGGCGGAUAGAGGAACUCAGCAUACGACAGUAGAGCAGGACAAUGUGCGCUUCGUUUACCAGCCUCUCGACGAGCUCUACAUGGUGCUCAUCACCAACCGCCAAUCCAACAUCCUCCAGGACAUCGACUCUCUCCAUCUCUUCGCGCAAGUUGUUACCAGCACAUGCAGGAGCUUGGAUGAGCGUGAGAUCUUGAGGAACGCUUACGAGCUGCUGAGCGCAUUUGAUGAGAUCGUCACACUGGGAUACCGCGAGAACCUCUCGAUCAGCCAGAUCAAGACAUUCUUGGAGAUGGAGAGUCACGAGGAGCGCAUCCAGGAGAUCAUCUCCCGCAACAAGGAACUCGAGGCCACGGAGGAGCGCAAGAGGAAGGCGAAGCAAUUGGAGAUGCAACGAAAGGAGGUCUCGAGAUCUGGCCGAAACGCCCCACCACGGGCUCCCAACUACCCUACAUACACUCCAACUGCGCGAACGCCUACGACAGAAACCUACGACUCCUAUGAGGCAGAGAAGAAUAAAUCAUACAAGGCUACCGCAUCAAAGGGCAAGGGCAUGCAACUGGGGAAGAAGUCGAAGACCACAGAUAUGUUUGAGCGCGUCCGUGGUGAGAUGGGAGUCGAGGCUGAGGACACCUCGCCCCUGGUUCCUGUCCAGAUCCCAACUGCGCCAGCUGGACACGCACGCUCCAGCAGCUUGCAGUCCAGCCUCGACAGGGAUGUCAUCCACGUCACAAUCAGCGAGACCAUCAACGCCAAGUUGACAAGAGAGGGCUCCGUAAACUCGAUAGAAGUCAAGGGCGAUCUCCAACUAAGAAUAUCCGACGAGUCUUUCCGCAAGGUGAAGCUUAACCUGACGGCAAAUGAAGGCCACGGCGCUCAAUUCAAGACCCAUCCAAAUGUGGAUCGAGACCUUUUCACCAGCUCAAAGGCUAUCCAGAUGAAAAACCAGGGGAAAUUCCCUCUUAAUAACUCUGUCGGCGUGCUGAGGUGGAGAGCUACACCAAAGGCUGAUGAUAGCAGCGCCAUCCCCAUUACCUUUACCGUGUGGGUUAACAAGGGCUCGGACAGCAAUUAUACCGUUACCGUGGAGUACGAACUCACUGGAGGUGAUGCAUUAAAGGACGUCAGUGUCAUCAUUCCCUUUGCCACCAGCGAGCCCGUGGUUGCCAGCUUUGACGCCACAUACGAAGUAUCCGGUGAUAGCUUAGAAUGGACUAUUGGAAUGGUGGAUGAUGACAAUGCAACCGGCUCCUUCGAAUUCGAGGCUCAAGCUCACGACGAGAAUGAAUUUUUCCCAAUGCACAUCAAGUUCUCCAAGACGACACCAUAUAUCGAUGUUGACGUCACUGCUGUGUCGCUAGUCGAGAUGGAUGAGGAGGUCACUUUCUCGAAAGAGAUCAAGUCGAUUACAGAGUCAUACGCUAUUGAAUGAUUCGACCAUGUAUUGAGCGUUACGAACGUUUCUUAAUCAGGGAGCAUGGCGUCGAAGGCUGCAGGCUCUUUGAAGCUAGAAAUCAAUGUCGAUAUCACGUAGAAAGUAGAUGAAGCCGUUAUCGGAUUUAUGAAUGAUGUGUUGAGUUCACGACGCGUCGGUGCAACUGUUUGGC
Messenger RNA from Pseudogymnoascus destructans, 1775 nucleotides. RefSeq lists its product as uncharacterized. The transcript is spliced from 3 exons. Gene Ontology annotation, cellular component: COPI vesicle coat; cytosol. NCBI's taxonomy places the organism in Eukaryota, Fungi, Ascomycota, Leotiomycetes, Thelebolales, Thelebolaceae. Gene Ontology annotation, biological process: endoplasmic reticulum to Golgi vesicle-mediated transport; Golgi localization; retrograde vesicle-mediated transport, Golgi to endoplasmic reticulum. The record is from RefSeq and is a predicted model, not a curated record. Bases 56 to 1600 code for a protein of 514 amino acids.